GAACAUAAAUUGAAAAGGUAGUUACGUUGUAACAAGGUGAUUGAGUGGGUCACGUGCCCCUCGCGUGGGAAAAUUGCAGACACGACAAUGGAAACGCAUUUUUAUAUUCAGAAAGAAUCAAAUUAGGAGACCCAUUGUUUUCUUCUUCUUCUUCUUCUUCUUCUUCCCAUUCUAAGUUUUUUCUCUUUUCUCUCUCGGAGGAGAGAGAGAGAGAAGAGAGAGAAACCAAACUCGCGAAAUAGAUAUUAUCAAGAUUACACCACUUCUCUCCCUCUAGGGUUUCAUUCUCAGUCUUCUUCUAUUACCGUGAGGCAAUUGCUUUCUCCAAUUUCUAUCUUUCUUCGUUUUUUUCCGAUUCCACUUUUAGGUUUCGUAGAUAUUGAGGUCAGACUAUCUUCUGCUGAUUUUGAUUCUUAUUGCUUGGUUUAAUUUAGGUUCGCAUUGUGUGUGUGUGGCUGCAUUGCUUUAGGCACAAAUUUUGAUGAGUUCUUAUGCUUUUCUUCUCUUUUCUUUACAAUGGAGUUUGGACAGUAGCGAGGAAUUUGUACUUUUUUUUUGGAAAUUCAUGGAGAAUGUCUACUUAUCCAGUUAGUUAACAUGUUGCUACUUAGCUAUAGCUUUAUUGAGAUGAAGAUUUUGUUUUCUUUCGUAAAUUCAAAACCAAAUCAGAAGAGGUGACAUUGUCUUGCCAACUUCACUCGACUCGACCCUUUUGUGUUGUAUAACGAUAUUUAUUUGUUUUGUCAUAGUUGAAUUUUCAAUUUUGUGUAGGCUCUUGCCCCAUUGUAUGUUAACUUAUGGUGCAGAGUACUUUUUUGCUUCCCAACACCAUAAUGGGUGUAGCGUUAUGACCAUAGAAGGUAAUUUUGCUGGUGUUAGCUUAACAAAUAUACGGCUUUCAAUGGUAUUCUCACUUGGAAGUGGGAGGAUGGCGGUGAUGGCUAGGCUUUUAGCAGCGGGGAGUUUUUCACGAAGUGUAGCAGCAGAGGAAGCUGGACAUCAGAAACUAGCUGCUACGUUGCUAUAUAAGGAAUUAAGAGAGGCAGAUGAGCCAAAUUUUCUUGAUGAAGAAGAUAUGCAUGUCUUUGGUUUGAAGCCCAUGUCUGAUCCUUUGCAUUUGGUAUGCUGCAAUACUUGUAAGAGACCAGUCCAGGCUAGUCAAUAUGUAGCUCAUGCAGAAUUUUGUAGAGUGGUAAGUUCUAUAGAAGAAUCCAUGUUGGAUGUUACUGGCAGUGUGGGGCAUAGAAAGGCCAUGAGAAAAGAGAAGAGAAAGCCACUCAAUGCUUAUGCUAACCAGGCUAUUUUAGUUCGGGAAGUGGAAAGGUCUAAAUCUAUCAUAGUAGGUGAUACUGUUACUGCAGAAUCUCGGUUGAAUGGGAAACCUGGGACAAAUUCUUCCUUCACUUUUGACAGAAAAAGAAAUUCAGCCUAUGGAGAUGCCGAACAUUUGAUGCAUGGUUCAGCAGUUAGUCCCGGAGAUGAUGAUAACUCAGCUGGCGUAAUGACUCGUGCACUAAAGCGUUCUAAAUUGAUGGCAGGUGAGUGGCUGCCAUUGUCUGAUGCAUCUGUUGUCUCAAAUAUAUUAAGUACUCACGAUGACUAUAACUGUGACAUCUCUCCCAAACAAACUAUUGCUGAGAGUGGAAGUCCUAAUGAUUCUAUUUUUGGAAAUAAGAAGCCUGAUCAGUUCAAUGGAUGCUGCCUGCCAAUAAAAGUUCCCCUUGCAACCAAAAUUUAUUACUCUCAAAGAAACAACCGUCUUCGCUCUGCAUUUUGUCAUCUUUACUAUGAGACAGUGGCAUCGACUGAGGAGGUUUGCAGUGGCACUGCAAACAAGAAAAUAAAUGAUAAUGUGUACCAAUCACAGACUUCAUCUCAGAAGGACGAGUCAUUGAGACAAAUAAAUACAGGGUUAAACAGCAAGGACUCACUUUCUCUGGUUUCCCCGCAAAGUCCUGACCAGUGCCUUGCACAAAGCUCAGAAAUGUGUUUGGGCUCAUCUGAAGUUUCUUUGCCUAUCUCAAUGCAGUUUCCUGUUGAUAAUGCUUCGAGAUCUCUGGUUGCUCCUGUUGGUUUAUCAAGAAGCAAAUACGUUUCAAAGCCUUUCUCAUAUCCAGGAAAUUCAGGACAACCUCUGCAAGCAGUGCAGCAGCAAAAUGGCAGCGUUCCUGUUUUAUAGGACCUCAAAUGGGGCCUUUUUUGUAUAGCUAGAGGAAGAUGUAAUUAACCAAAUACUUGAGGUUAGGUCCUAGGAACCCUUUUUGAUACCGACCAAGAAAUCCAUCAAAGCUUGUUCAUUCUGCCUUGUUUUCAUUAUAGCCGAGUACCAGCUAGUGUUUAUAGUCAUUCAAGAAUCAAAAACGAACCAAUGGCUGAUCUCAGACUGCCAUUCUUUACAUAACAUGUGACUUUUUAUUGUGACGUAACGUUAUGUAUCUUUACUUUAGAUCAGUUUAGAAUGCAUAACAUCUGUCCAGAGAGGAAGUAAAUGGGAUAUGAUAUGUGAGACCUGUGUUUUCCAA
Messenger RNA from Cannabis sativa, 2522 nucleotides. RefSeq lists its product as uncharacterized. The transcript is spliced from 12 exons. The record is from RefSeq and is a predicted model, not a curated record. Gene Ontology annotation, cellular component: SAGA complex. The coding region runs from base 788 to 2179 and encodes 463 amino acids. NCBI's taxonomy places the organism in Eukaryota, Viridiplantae, Streptophyta, Magnoliopsida, Rosales, Cannabaceae.